CGGGCUGACAGGAAUCAGGGAGGGAAAUCAGUCUGUGGCAGUGAAGAUCCCCUUAUUCCCCUACCAACCCCCAGCUGAAGAGGCCCCGGAGCCAGCCCCCAGAGAAUCUCUGGCCUGGGGGAUCCAAGGUUCUAUCUGUGUAUCUACUAGCCUGGAUAUUUUGCCCAAAGAUGAUCCUAUAGCCCUGGCCAAUUCUUUUGGAAGGACUGGGCAGAUGGGGGAAGUUGGAUAUAUCUCCAGGAAGCUAACUAUUAUUUAUGGGUCCAAGAAUGAAGAGGAUUUUGACAUAUAAUCUUUAAUUCUUCAUCAUGAAACCACAUUUUUCCUGAGGCCCAUAGGUUUUCAAUGGUGUUUAAAUGAGGGCUUCAGUCAAGCAAUAUGACCUCACCUGAUCCUCUCCUAGACCCAUCAAAAUUGAACAGGAGAACAUAAGAAGCAGGAUGGAUGGAACAAACAACUGGAAACCAGAAUUCCUGGACCUGCCACCACCUCCCCAAAGCCUCAGACCUUAUGACUGGCGGUCAGCCCCCGGCAUUGGGAUACGUCACCAAAUUAUUGCAAUAAACCAGACUGGUGUAACCAGGGCCCAUCUAUCUAUGGCCCACGGAGGGAGUGGUGGUGGCAAGAAGGAGAGAGAAGAAAGGGCAGAGAUGGAAUUAACGGGACGUGCUGAAUGUGUGAGAAGUGAGGAAAAGGGGGGAAAUCAAAGGUUGAAGGACUGUGGGACAUCACAAUCGGUGUGUUCUUAUCCUUGGUGGAGAUGCUGGCCUGAAGCUCAGAAGGACCACAAUGAGGAAGAAAGAACGGGUAAUCCUCCGGACAUCGCCAUCCCAUCUGAGGACCACAGACUUUGGGGGGGAGAAGGAUUAGAGGAAUAAAAAGGUGAGAUUUACCUUGCCAACCCUUUAUUCCCUUCCCUUUAGUCUCCUCGCCUGCCACUUCCUUUACGGCCCCCCUCCUUUCAAGAUCCUCCUGCCUCGAACUGGUGGGGGAAUCCCCUGUCUGCCCCAGGGGCAAGCCUCUUUUCCUGCCUCCCCCCACGCCCCUUCUCAUUACGGGAGGAAGGAGAGCCUGGGAGCCCCGCAGCUGCCAAAUUCCACUCUCUCAUUUCCUGCCUUUUUAGUCUUUAACCAGGAGAUGGCGUGAAGAGGGCUGAGGAAGAGGGGCUGGGGAGAAUUCUGGCAAAGUUUGCUCAGGAUGCCCGCGUAGCAGCUGGCGUUUUCCUUCUCCAGGGGAUCAGAAGGAAGUUGCCUCAGUUUCUCUCAUCUGUAACAAACAGCUAGCUGUUCUCCAAGGCUCUCUCACGCUGCCCUCGGUCCCACAGCCUCUGCCUCUAACGCCCCAUGCCUGAGAAUCGCCCACUCCCGCUCCCCCUCCGCACCGCUCCAUCAGCUCACGCCCUGGCUCCCCGCCGGACCCAGCGUCUGCAGCCCGGAGGCCGGGCAAGGAGGGGCCUGGCGGGGCGGCUCAGCGAGAGCCACAUCCCCGAGACCGGCUCUGCCACGCCCCAAGGUCAAGGCCCAGGGCGGGGCCUCUGAGCCCCGGCUGCGCGAAGGCUUAGGUUCUCUGGGACAUUUAGGUCCAAGAAAGGCCAGAGAUGCUUUGGAGGCGGGAGGGGCUGGGAAACCCGUUCCCUCUAGACCGGUCUUCCCAGCCCCGGGACUCGCCCCUCCCCCAGACGCUCCUCCCCUGAUCCCGCCCCCGGGUUCCCCCUUGCUUCCAGCCGCGGUUUCCCCCCUUUCCCCGGCUCUGCUCGGCCCCCAGCCUGGCUCGGCUCCCCGAGCCCCGGGGGCCAACGCUGCUCUUGUGGCCGGUUUUGCCAUGCGCCCGCCGCCCUCUGCUCUCCUGUUUCUGCUGCUGCAGCUGCUCGGGGGCAGGCCCUCCUGGGGGUCCUCGGAGCCCCCGCUUCCAGCCGUGGUCAUCGCCGUGCUGGCUCGCAACGCCGGAUACUCCCUGCCAUACUACCUCGGGGCUCUGGAGCGGCUGGACUACCCCCGGGCCCGCCUUGCCCUCUGGUGUGCCACAGAUCAUAAUGUGGACAAUACGACAGAGAUACUUCAAGAGUGGCUGACUGCUGUGGGUAAGGACUAUGCAGAAGUGGUGUGGCGACCUGAAGGCGAGCCAAGGUUGUACCCAGAUGAAGAGAGUCCCAAACAGUGGACCAAGGAACGCCACCAGUUCCUCAUGGAGCUGAAACAAGAAGCUUUGGACUUUGCACGAGCUUGGGGAGCUGAUUAUAUCCUGUUUGCAGACACGGACAAUAUCCUAACCAACAAUCAAACCUUGAAGUUCCUGAUUGGGGAGGGUCUACCAGUUGUAGCCCCUAUGCUGGACUCCCAGACUUAUUACUCCAACUUCUGGUGUGGGAUCACCCCACAGGGUUAUUACCGAAGAACAACAGAUUACUUUCCUACCAAAAAUCGACAGCGUCAGGGCUGUUUCCAAGUGCCCAUGGUACACUCUGCCUUCUUGCUAGCCCUUCGGGGCAAGGGAGUUGACCAACUGGCCUUCCAUCCUCCCCAUCCCAACUAUACAUGGCCCUUUGAUGACAUUAUCGUUUUUGCUUAUUCUUGCCAGGCUGCAGGUGUCUCAGUCCAUGUUUGCAACCAACAUCGAUUCGGUUACAUGAAUGUUCCAGUCAAAUCACACCAGGGGUUGGAGGAUGAGAAAAUCAACUUUGUCCAUCUAAUCUUGGAAGCCCUAGUGGAUGGCCCACCUAUGCAGCCUUCAGCCCAUGUGUUCCUGUCCCCCAAAAGACCCAACAAGAUGGGGUUUGAUGAGGUUUUUGUCAUUAGCCUAGCCCGUCGGCCCGAACGCCGAGAACGGAUGCUGAGCUCCCUGUGGGAGAUGGAGAUUGCUGGACGGGUACUGGAAGCUGUAGAUGGCAGAGCACUCAAUAGCAGCUCCAUCAAAAGCCUGGGUGUGGACCUUCUUCCUGGAUACUAUGACCCCUAUUCUGGCCGCACAUUGACCAAGGGAGAGGUGGGCUGUUUCCUCAGCCACUACUCCAUCUGGGAGGAGAUGGUCACCCGGGGCCUGGAGCGGGUGGUGGUGUUUGAGGACGACGUGCGCUUUGAGUCCGGCUUCAGGCAGCGGCUGGAGCGGCUGAUGGAGGAGGUGGCUCAGGAGCAGCUGCAGUGGGACCUGAUUUACCUGGGGCGCAAGCAAGUUACCUGGGAGGAGGAGCCGGCUGUGGAGGGAGUGCGCCACCUCGUGGUGGCCAACUACUCCUACUGGACUCUGGCCUACGCGCUGUCCCUCAGCGGUGCUCGGAAGCUGCUGGAGGCCCAGCCUCUGGGCAGGAUGCUGCCGGUGGAUGAGUUCCUGCCCAUCAUGUACGACCGACACCCAAAUGAAGACUACAAGAAGCACUUCUCCCCCCGGGAUCUGAGAGCUUUUGCUGUGAGGCCCCUGCUUGCUUUUCCCACCCAUUACGCGGGGGACGCCCAGUGGCUGAGCGACACAGAGACAUCCACCAUCUGGGACGAUGACACUCAGGUCACGGGUUGGAAUGGCUCUCGGAAGACCCUGAGGGACCCGAGGCUGGACAGGGUGGGCAGCAGUGGACACAGCCUCCAUUCCACUUCUCACGAUGAGCUCUAGUGCUGGGGGUUUUAUCUGUGGAUCAAAGAAUGAACCUCCAGAGGAGACAUGGGGAUCUCCAACCAGGAGCCAGGGAGAGCUGGAAGAAACUGGUUUCCCUAAGUCCAUUGGAGAGAUCGUUGCUGUUCAUUUUGGCGUUUCUUUACCUGCAAAAACCAGGACCAUUACCACUGUGAUUCCCCACUCCUAUUCCCCCAAACUACAGCAAACCAUUUCCCUUCUCCACAAAGGUGCUAAGGCAAGGGGUCUAUCAGUCAGCUCAUUUUAUACAGAGGGUAGGUGGGAACUGAAGGCCUGGGAGUCUCUCUCAAGGUAACAUAUACACUAAUUUAGUUACAAUGAUCUAGGAUUUCCCUAACAGUGUGUGUCUAUGGCAGGAAGGGAGAGACCCUAGAAUUCUUGGCUGACCUGCUAGAACCUAUGUCCUAUUGUCUGUUUUACCUCUCUUACCCUACCUCCAUCCUGCAUCCCUUUUCCUCUGAAGUUAGGGCUAAGGAAAGGAAUGAAAUUUGGAAAUCUUCCAGGCUGAAGAGGGAAAAAAAGGACUAGGAAUCUCAGGUUGGCAACUGAGCCCCCCAUUAUCACUAGGCAGCAGGAGGAAAUCUUUACUGAGGCUGUCACCCCUGAUCAGGAGGUUAUUAACAGUAGCAAGACUGAAUGAACUCUUUGCAGCUUUCUGAUUAUACCAGCAGCCAAGAUGAGAGGACAAAUUCCUGGAAUAUAGAGGAGGAUCCAGGCCAGACCUGGUGGCUUGCAAUAAAUAAAUAUUUGUUUUGCACUUUAAACUUUGCCCCUGCCUCAUCAUAUGUAUAUUGGAUCUGUGACUCUAAAAGAAGAAUAAUAAUGCUUAACUCCAUUUAGCAGAUGAGGAAACUGAGGUCCAAGGAAGUCAUGGUCACCCUAAGAGUUGGUAGCAAAGCUAGAAGUAAAACCCAGAUAUCUUAACCUUCUGUCCCAGGCCCUUUCCAUAUCUCAGGCUACUUGUCCAGACAAGCCAGUCCUUUUCUUCAGAGAAAUUACUAACUAAAGGUUGUGUGUGGGUUUCAUUGCACCAGCUCAGAAACUCUGGCUGACAAUUGUCUUAAAAGCUAGGGACAUAGGGGUAGCUAGGUAAUGCAGCGGACAAAGUACCAGCCCUAAAGACAGGAGGACCUGAGGUCAAAUCUGACUUCAGACAUUUAACACUUCCUAGCUGUGUGACCCUGGGAAAGUCACAACCCCAAUUGUCUCAGAAAAAAAAAAGUUGGGGAGUGUUAUUUACACAUUUGACCCUAGCAGAAGGAGGCAAGGGGUGGUCUCUGGCACCAACUAAUGGUGUUGGGCGUUACCAACACCUUUGGCAUCUGAAAAGCAAGAAAGAAUUUUGGGAUGGUGCUGAAGCAUGAAGGUACCUUGGAGUUCACUAAUGUAGAAGCUAAGGAAGAGAAAGCUUGCCCAAUGUCACAGUCAAGGCAGUAGCUGAAUGGAGCGCAGUAAUUUUUUAAAAAUAGUAUAUAAUUAAGCAGCAUGACCAUUCCAGCCCGAGCUCCAAGUCCUCUUGGUUGUAUGAUUAAUUACGAGGGGAAAGCUCUACUCAUCCAUUCAGCUCUGUGGAGAAAAGACUCAAACAUGGAGAAAAAGAGGUAUGGAGCCCCUAUUUAGUAAUGAAACCAUAGUUACCUGUCAAAAAGAGCUCUCUCAGAUGAAUGGGGAGAGAAAGCUGUGGGGUGGCUCUUCCCAUCACCCAAGAGACUGAAAUUCAGUCAGAGUACAAGAGACCUCCUGCUGCUCUGUACUUUAAGGGCCUGGGAGAGGGCAGGCUGAGUUCGUGACAGGCCAGGUCCUGAGUGACAGAGAGUCCUUUAUCCCAGGACCAGUAUCUGAUACUUGCUGACCUGCAUAACAGCUGACUGGAGCAUCACACAUAGCCAAUUUCUCUACCCUACGUACUACAUUAUUAUACAUGUUGAAACCUUUGGUGAGGAUUUGUGGGAUGAAAUUUUGCCUUCAGAAAGGGUAGCAAAGGUUAUGCUAUUGUAGUUAAGGGAACAAAAUCUGUGACAAGGUUUGAUAUUGCAGUCUAGAGUUAGGUGAGAGUCAUUCACUUUAAAAUUUAUUUUAUAUAUGUGUAUAUACACACAAUAAACUUACAUAGUGUGUACAUAUAUGUACACAUAUAAAGUAAAAUGCAAAAAAAAAAAAGGAUUUCUAUGUUUAUGUCAGAAGACAAAAAGCCCCCAUCUUCGGAAAGAGUAGCUAAGGUCACACUAUUGUAGUUAAGGGAACAAAAUCUGACAAGGUUUGAUAUUGUAGUCUAGAAUUAGGUAAGAAUCAUAUUCACUUUAAAACUUUAUUAUAUAUAUAUAUACAUACAUAUAUAUACACACACAUAUACAAUACACUUACAUAUAUGUACAUGUACAAACUAAAAUGCAAAACAUUUGUAUGUCAGAAGACAAAAAGUGGAUUGUAAUAGACUGUAAAUCUCCAUUUUUUACCAUUUGAUUAAAAAAAAAAAGUAUAUAAUUUCCAUUACUUUCAA
Messenger RNA from Sarcophilus harrisii (Tasmanian devil), 6124 nucleotides. It is a transcript of the gene CERCAM, whose product is annotated as cerebral endothelial cell adhesion molecule. Bases 1822 to 3603 code for a protein of 593 amino acids. The record is from RefSeq and is a predicted model, not a curated record. Lineage: Eukaryota; Metazoa; Chordata; Mammalia; Dasyuromorphia; Dasyuridae. The transcript is spliced from 18 exons.